UUCAGGGGAGGUGUGGCGUAUUCCACACAACCCUAAGGGGCUGCGCAUCUUUUUGGUACUGAAGAGCCUAAGCAGUGCUGAGCUUAAUUCAUCAAUACUUUCAUCUCUGUCUGUUUUCUAGGACUGCUCCUUUUUUGCCUGCGAAAGAAGUUCACCUUGUUUGGAUGUUCUGAGGGAAAGGGGAAAAAUGAACAGCUUGGAAGAAUGGCUUGUGGAGAACAAAAGCAAGAUUGAAAAGGGGGUGGAGCUUGUAGGAGAGGGGUGCGAGGUGCUGGCGGCUACUGUGGGGAAACUCCACCCCCUCCUGGAAGCCGUCUUUCGGGCUGCCGCCCAGAUAAUCCACAGCCCGGGAAGCGCAGAGAGUCGCUACCUGACGGAGCAGUUCCGGAGGCUGGACCAGAAGCUUGCCGGCGUCAGCCAGGAGGUAGACAGCAUUACCCGGGAAUUACAGCGGGUCUCCAUCAACAAGCAGAACUUCGACUACGAGGCCCAGAUGAUCAGCCAGUAUGAGAAGUUCCAGGACUUCGUCAAUGCAACUGAGUUCCAGCAGAAGAAGAUGGAGAAGUUCCUCCGCCAUUUUGAGAACACUGGGGCUGACCUGAAUCUGGAUGCCAUAUAUGGUGCAGUCACUGGAAGCUCUGGGGAGCCCCUGCUGGAGACAGUGCUGGCCAUAGAGCAAAGAAGCCGCAGGGCUGUGGAGGAAUUCUGCUCGGGGCUGAAGAAGCUUUUCAUCAUGGGCAUCAUCGCGGUUAUGGGCCAUGCCGCCCUAAAUCAGGGCGAGGUGGGCGAGGAGCUGGUGAGCAAGUGGCAAGAGAGGAUGGGAGAGGUGGAGAGGCGCAUGAAGGCCGCUGUGGAUGACUGUAAGGAGAAUUUUGCUGUGCAGGCUAAGAUGGAUGUUGAGCACCACCUACUGGAUAAGGAGGGUAGUGUCAACCGCAAAUUCAUCGAGCCCCUCCUAACCUUUCUAGAUAAGAAGUACGACUGGGUGGCUUGGUCUGUCCUUGUUUUUAAACACAAGGAGCAUUUUCCAUUGCAGCAGUUGGCUGGGAAAGAAUACCUUGGCAUCAGUGGCAGCAGAAAUUUCUUUGACAUUGUGACCAAGGAUAACAUCAGGAUGUUGGUCUCCUUCAGUGUGGAGCCUGUGCCCAUCGACAAAAGCCAGAUCCAGGAUCAGAUCGAGGGGCAGCCGCUGAAGGGGAAAAUGGCAGAUGUGGCUCAGUCGCUCAGUGACCACCUACCCAGCUGUGCUGUGUAUGCAAUUAGCAGAACCAAGUCAGCAGCUGAGUCCAACACCUUUCCUGAUGACUGCUACUAUUAUGAAAGUCACAAGAAAGCGCACUUCUGCAUCCACUCCAAAUAGCCCUUAACAACGGAAUUCAUUAGCUGAUUACCAAGUACAGUCACCUCUUAACAUUAGUGAGGGUAAAGGACGGAAGAUCCCUGCAAAGGUGAUUAUUUGUGAAGAAUAAUUAGCUCCAUUAUUAAAAAAAGCAAAAUUAACGGCACUGAAAAGUUUAAAAGUUACUGAGAGAAACACGAGGUUCCACAAUCACAGAAACACUUAACACGUGAGAUUGGUUCCUGAGACAGAGAUGCUUGACGUACCCAUGUCAAGAUAUGUAGACCCCACACUACUCAGUUAUAAUUUUUCAAAUACCUUUCAAUAUUAAAGAUAUAGUAUGCAGUUACAAUAUCAAAUAUUAAAUAAAAUAUUUUAUUUUUAAGAUAUUUAUAUAUUAUAUGCUUUCAUGUGAUCCAAAUCAUUUUCAGUAUUGUUCAUACCCUUUUGGCUUACACAUCAUCCAGAAACUCGUGAAUAACUGAAUCUGCAAACGUCAAAUUCACAAAUGUGGGAGGUGACUAGGAAGAUAUUCUUUAGGUAAAAUGGACACUAAUUUGGACAUUGUUUCUCAUCAUAUACCUGCAUGCAUUGUGUGGGCCCAUUUGGACAGUGUUAUGCUUAGAGUCACCUGUAUAAGUAAGAUGCAAUUCACACUAAUGUUUGGACAGGCAUCUGUCUUGUUCAGUUUUUGGAUCAUCCCUUGCAGUAACUAUUAAUGCAUUAUUGAGAUAAAUCUACCCAGUGACACUGUACUGAAUAAGCAGUUGGAUGAUGGAUGGAUGGAUGGAUGGAUGGACGGAUGGAUGAUGCUAAUCUAUAUAGUCACAUCCAAACCUGCCAUUUGUCACCUGUAAAAUAUCUAAUUCUAUAUUGCCACGGACGCCUUUCGCUUCAUAAACCAAAUUAAGCAAUUUUACACACAAAUUAAUGUUGUAAUGUCCUUCAAACUAUGAAAUCUGCUAUUUGCCAUUAAUGAUCACAAAGGUGCAUUAUAAAAGUCAAGGUCAAUAAAUAAAAAAUAAUAAUAAAAAAAAUAAUAAAAAAAUUAAAUAAAUAAAUAAAUAAAUAAAAUAAAUAAAAUAAAAGUCAAUAGAGAAUUGUUUGCUGUUAGUGUAUUUUAAUAGUGAGUAAUCAUAGUGAUGUUGCAUCUGUCUGUGUGCGUUAUGUACUGUCUUUUCUGCAGGUUAUAUCUUACAUCUUCUUUUCUUUUUCCCAAUACAAUGUAACUAGUUACCUCAUUCUUUGGCUUUUUGUGUUAAAUAUUUGUGUUUCACAGUCAUAGAUGAUUUUGCGGUGAUUUUAAGACACCCCCAUUUCAAGAAGAAAUUGUUUAAAAAACCUACAGUAUUUGUAUCUCAGUACAGUCUGAUACAUAUAAAUAGCUUUAGUCAUCUUGGUUGCAUGUGUCCAACCUACUACGACAGAAGAAAGUUACUAACAAGCGUGACAUCAUCCAUGUAACAUGCUGCGGUGGUGAUGUGUUUAACAUGUAUCGAUAAG
Messenger RNA from Paramormyrops kingsleyae, 2842 nucleotides. RefSeq names its product protein rapunzel-like. Lineage: Eukaryota; Metazoa; Chordata; Actinopteri; Osteoglossiformes; Mormyridae. The record is from RefSeq and is a predicted model, not a curated record.